AUGGAAUUCCAAAGUUUCUACAUCAAGUUGUUUGUACUGGCUUGUUUGGUGGCCGAGUCCAUACAAGUGCCAAGUAUACGUAUCGUUGGCGGCACUCAAGCCGCAGUGGGACAAUUUCCUUAUCAGGUUUCCAUACGUGUGAACGGUAAACAUAUUUGCGGUGGAGCUUUGGUUGCCCAAGAUUUCGUUGUAACGGCAGCACACUGUGUAAUCAGUAUUCCGUCAUCAUUCCUUUCUGUACAAGCCGGUACGAUAGAUAUCAGCGAUACUGGUAUCGUUUCUGAAAUAUCGAAAAUAACUCCACAUCCCGACUACUAUUACGAUAAUGACAUUGCUGUGCUGGAGUUAAGUACUCCUCUCAAUUAUUCCGAUGUCAUACGGCCAAUACCUUUGGCUAAUCUAGAAGCACCAGCUGGCGAAGAGGUUACCAUUUCUGGUUGGGGUCGCACAAUUAAUGGUGGUACACCUUCAAAAAUAUUACGCUAUAGUCGCAGUUUGACAAUUUUGAGUGAUAAACAAUGUGCUCGCAUAGCUGGUCCCCUUAAUCCGGGUAUACAAUGUCUUUCCAAGGAGAAAAAUAAUGGCUUCUGUGAUGGUGAUGACGGUGGUCCAGCCGUACACAAAGGCGUUUUGAUUGGCAUUGCAAGUUAUUAUUCCGACGGUUGUGGCUCUGCUUCACCAGACGGCUACACCAAGAUAUCCUAUUACCGUGAGUGGUUAAAUGAAAAUACUGUACCUACAGUGCCAGUUUGUAUUCCGGAACAAUUCCUUACUGUACAAGCCGGUACGGUAAAUCUCACCGACACCGGUACUAUUGUUGGAGUAUCGAAAAUAAUUCCGCAUCCCGACUACAAUUACGACAAUGACAUUGCUGUGCUGGCGUUAAGUAGUAAACUUGACUACUCCGAUGUCAUACUACCAAUAUCACUGGCUGUUAAUGAUGCACCGGCUGGCGAAGAGGUUACCAUUUCUGGUUGGGGUCGCGUACGUGAUGGCGGUGCACUCCCCGAAAUAUUGCAGUAUAGUCGCAGUUUGACUAUUUUAAGUGAUGAACAGUGUGCUCGUGUAGCCGGUCCCAUCAAUAAAGGCAUACAGUGUCUUUCCAAGGUUAGAAAUAAUGGCUUCUGUGAUGGUGAUGAUGGUGGUCCUGCCGUACACAAAGGUGUAUUGAUUGGCAUCGCAAGUUAUUAUUCCGAUGGCUGUGGCUCGGCUUCACCAGACGGCUAUACCAAGGUUUCCUAUUAUCGUAAGUGUUUCUUCAAUAUGGACUAUCGUAGUGUCUUUGCAAAGUUCUUUAUAGCCUUUUGUUUGGUGGCAAAGGCCACGCAAAAUGACGAUGGCUCCGCGGAACUCAAACCGAGUCUUCGCAUAUUAAACGGUCAAGUUGCUGCUGCAGGACAAUUCCCAUAUCAGGUAUCCGUGCGUCUUAAUAAGCAGCAUAUUUGUGGUGGCGCACUGGUGUCUCCAAACUUUGUGCUGACCGCAGCACACUGUGUCUACAACAUUAAUCAGACCUCCUUAGGGGUACAAGCUGGCACCUUGAGCCGCACUGUUGGCGGGAUGUUCCGUGCAGUUUGUCAUGUUAUUGUACAUCCUCAGUAUGAUUUCGAUAAUGAUAUAGCUUUGCUGCAGCUGGAAACACCAUUCAACUUGUCCUAUUAUAUACAACCAAUAAAAGUUGCCGAUUGGGAGGCACCGCCAGGAGAAUCGGUUAUCAUUUCCGGUUGGGGUCGCAUAUCUGAAGGUAGUCUGCUAUCUGAUAAAUUAUUGUAUAGCAGAGCACUGACAACUGAGAGGUAUGAAAACUGCGCUGGAGCUGACGGUUUAACACAGCCCGGCAUACUAUGCCUCAGUACUCCUCAGGGUAAUGGUUUUUGUGAUGGCGAUGAUGGUGGUCCUGUUGUUUAUAGAAACGUUCUAAUUGGUAUUGCCAGUUAUAAUGCAAAUGCUUGUGGCACUAUUUCGUAUGGUGGUUUUACUAAAGCGUCUUACUAUAAGCUUUGGAUACAAUCCGUUGUUUAUGGCUAA
Bactrocera latifrons is the source of this 2028-nucleotide messenger RNA. RefSeq names its product serine protease 53-like. The record is from RefSeq and is a predicted model, not a curated record. Bases 1 to 2028 code for a protein of 675 amino acids. NCBI's taxonomy places the organism in Eukaryota, Metazoa, Arthropoda, Insecta, Diptera, Tephritidae. Gene Ontology annotation, molecular function: serine-type endopeptidase activity. The transcript has 5 exons. Gene Ontology annotation, biological process: proteolysis.